Messenger RNA from Trichoderma asperellum CBS 433.97, 571 nucleotides. The record is from RefSeq and is a predicted model, not a curated record. Lineage: Eukaryota; Fungi; Ascomycota; Sordariomycetes; Hypocreales; Hypocreaceae.
ACACCAGACUUAUAUACAACUCUCGAGCCAAAGAUCUCUCACCCCCUCCUCUCGCUAUUCAAAAUGCCAAGGCGGAAAGCAUACGCCGUUAUGCAUGCUCCGCACAGAAAAAUAGCAGCGGUUCCAUGCACGGUCGCAGCCAGCACUCAAUACACAUAUAAUCACGUUCCUGGAGGUUGAUCAUGAGUGGGCGGCGCCUGAGAGACAACGUGGGAUGCGCAUGCCACCUGAGUGGCCAAGGGGCCCUGCAUUGUGCCCGAAUAGGCAAGACGCCAGGCUGGAGGGCCUGCGAGAUCUGCGAGGGACGGCCGUUCAAGUGCCGAAGUGGCACAAUAUCAGCGUUAUCAGUAGUAGUGGUGGUAUCAAUAUCAAAGCGACCUUGCGAUAUCGUCCGGCCGGGCACAAAUGGCGCUUUUUUGCAGACGCGAGGGCGGCGACAAGCCGGAGCAAAAAGUGCCGAGCCUUGGGCCGGCGCUGUCUCUCCGCAAUGACAUGUCUUGGAAGUCGAUGAAAAUCACAAUUAAACAUGCCCGCUUCGGCCGUCUACCGCGCCGGUUAAGCCGACGACGAC